CCUCUAGCCUGGUUUCUUUGUGGCGAUGAGCUGAGCAACAAGUCUGGUUUGUGUGAAGGUAUUUCUUUCUGUAAAAUCACAAAGCCAGCCCAUCACCUCAGUCCUCACACUGACAUUUCACUCUCGGCUGCUGGAGUGUCGGCCGCUGCCAUCUGCCUGCCGCUCACUCCCACGCGCCGCAAUGUGCCACUCCCCACUCGGCGCCGCCACCACCACCGCGGGGGCGCUAGCGCUCCUCUUCCUCCUGCCGCUAGCCUCGGCCGCCGCCGCCGGCGGCGGCACCGCGGCGAAGGCGACGCCCAACAUCACGGCGCUCAUGUCCAAGGGCGGGUGCAAGGCGUUCGCGUCGCUGCUGGACAAGUCCCCCGACGCUCUGUCGGCGUUCGAGUCGGCGGUGAGCGGCGGCGUGACGGCGUUCUGCCCGACGGACGAGGCCGUGCGCGGGUUCAUGCCCAGCUACCGGAACCUGAGCGCGGACGGCAAGGCGUCGCUGCUGCUGUUCCACGCGGUGCCCGUGUACUACACGCUGCGGGGCCUGAAAUCCAGCAACGGGCCCAUGAACACGCUGGCCACCGACGGCGCCGCCAGCAACUACAACCUGACGGUGCAGAACGCGGGCGACCAGGUGACGCUGCGGACGCCGGCGGCCGACGCGCCGGCCCGCGUGCGCUCCACCGUCUACGACAGGGACCCCGUCGCCAUCUACGCCGUGGACGCGGUGCUGGAGCCCGUGGAGCUGUUCGACCCCGUGGCGGACGCGCCGACCCCUGCGCCCGCGCCGGCGCCGGCGCUGGCGCCUAGGUCCGCCAAGCGGACGCGGCACCAGCGGCGGCGCGGAGCGGACGCGCCUGGCCCGGCCGCCGCCGACGCCUCGCCGGCCGACCAGAGGAAGGACUACAAGAAGAACGCGGCGGCCCCGUGCCGCACGCGGUGGCUCGCGACCGCCGCCGCCGCUAUCGCCGUGGCCGCCGCCUUGGCUGCUUAGGGCGGGGUGGUUUAAAGAUUGCUCGGCCACCCAGCUGUUGUCUUUGGAUGGAGACGCCAUGCCUUUUUGGUUCUUGGUCAUGCUCGGUUGCUUAUUACUUCAUCGAUUACUGCCGUUGUUAGUAUGAAGUAUGAACAAGGUCGAUAU
This is a messenger RNA of Zea mays, 1132 nucleotides long. RefSeq names its product fasciclin-like arabinogalactan protein 10. Bases 182 to 985 code for a protein of 267 amino acids. Gene Ontology annotation, cellular component: plasma membrane. Gene Ontology annotation, biological process: plant-type secondary cell wall biogenesis. The record is from RefSeq and is marked validated. The transcript has a single exon. NCBI's taxonomy places the organism in Eukaryota, Viridiplantae, Streptophyta, Magnoliopsida, Poales, Poaceae.